Pocillopora verrucosa is the source of this 3107-nucleotide messenger RNA. RefSeq names its product UDP-N-acetylhexosamine pyrophosphorylase. Gene Ontology annotation, biological process: UDP-N-acetylglucosamine biosynthetic process. Lineage: Eukaryota; Metazoa; Cnidaria; Anthozoa; Scleractinia; Pocilloporidae. The record is from RefSeq and is a predicted model, not a curated record. Gene Ontology annotation, molecular function: UDP-N-acetylglucosamine diphosphorylase activity.
UGUUCUAAACUUUACUUAGGACCUCACUUAAAGGAAGCCGUGGAGAGCGCGGUAACGUGAGCAGGUUUGUGUGCAAUCGCGAAGUUUUUAUUGUCCUUAAGAUGGAGGAAGAAUAUGAUAAGUUACAAAAAGACUUGAAAGAAAAUGGUCAGGAUCAUUUGAUGAAAUUUAAAGACACGCUACCGAAGCAUCAACAGCAGUUGUUAAUCAACGAUCUUCGAAAUAUCAAGUACGCGAAGAUUAAUCUCGCGUUCGAGAAGACGAUGGCCGAGGCAAACACUAUGCAAAAGAAGGACGAAAAAUUGCAGCCAGUUCCUCCAGAGCAGGUUGGCAGUGUCAUUGGAGCAGAAAACCAAAACAACGUCACCGACUGGAGAAAUAAAGGACUGCAAGCAAUAAGCGAAGGUAAAGUCGCUGUACUACUUCUGGCUGGUGGUCAAGGUACUCGAUUGGGAGUUGAUUAUCCGAAAGGAAUGUACAAUGUCGGUUUACCAUCUGGGAAAACCCUUUAUCAACUGCAAGCUGAGAGGAUCUUGAAAUUGCAGGAGUUGGCGUACGAGCACACUGGAGAGAAAGCUACGAUUCCAUGGUACAUCAUGACCAGUGAACAUACAAUGGAUGAAACAAAAGAGUACUUCCAGGAACACAAUUAUUUUGGACUCCAAAAAGAUGAUGUGAUUUUCUUUGAGCAGCACACCCUUCCAUGUUUGACCCUUGAAGGUAAAAUCAUUCUUGACCAGCCUGGUAAAGUUUCCAGAGCCCCUGGAGGAAAUGGUGGCUUGUAUGAAGCUCUUCAUGAGAAGAAACUUAUUGACAAGAUGCGAGGAUGUGGUAUAGAGUAUGUGCAUGUGUAUUGUGUUGAUAACAUCCUGGUCAAGAUGGCCGAUCCUGUCUUUAUUGGAUUUUGUAUGGCCAAGUCAGCAGAAUGUGGUGCUAAGGUUGUGGAGAAAAAAAGGCCAGAGGAGAGGGUAGGAGUGGUGGUCAAAUGCGAUGGAAAAUAUCAGGUUGCAGAGUACAGUGAGAUCUCUGAAGAACUGCAGCACAAAAGAAACCCUGAUGGAAAACUUACCUUUCGUGAAGGAAACAUUUGCAACCAUUUCUUUACCAUAGACUUUUUGGAAAAAAUUGUCAAAGAGCUUGAGCCAUCGCUAAAAUACCACAUUGCCAAGAAGAAAAUUCCUUAUGUUGAUGACAGUGGGAAUCGGAUUGUGCCUGAUGCACCUAAUGGAAUAAAACUGGAGAAGUUUGUUUUUGAUGUCUUUGAAUUUACUGAAAAAUUUGCAGUCUUAGAGGUUGCCAGGGAAGAUGAAUUUUCUCCUCUGAAAAAUAAGAAAGGUUCAGCAACAGACAGCCCAGAAACAGCUUGCAGAGACUUGCUGAAUUUACAUCAUAACUACAUAAUCAAAGCAGGGGGAACAUUUGUUGACAGCACCAAGGACAGCCCUUCAUUGUGUGAAAUAUCUCCCCUUCUCUCUUAUGCUGGAGAGGGAUUGGAAGAUGUAGUUAAAGGCAAGGAGUUCUCAGCAACAAAGACUAUUCAUCUGACACCAGAGAAUAAAGAAGUAAAAGAUGGAGAGCUACCACGAAAGAAAGUCAAGGAGGGUUGAAAAAAUUAUUAAUGCUGGUCAUAGGAAUAUUUUAAUUGUCAAAAAUUUGUGUGGAAUUCUAAUUAGAUUUGAAAAUGGUUAUCAGUAAGAAUUGACUGGUUAGGAAACCUUACAGAUUUAAUUGUUGUACACUGUGGGUUUCAACAUAAGCGACAGUAACUUGUUUGUUGGUAUCUCUAAUUUUUCUCAGCUUUCCUAACCAGUGAACUCUAAUAAUAUAUAAUACUACGGUUUUAUUGUAGUUAGGAAAAUGAUGGUAUGUUAUAAUAUAAAAUGCUGCACAUUCAAUUUUGGAGGAAGCAGUACUGUAAUUCAAAUCAUUUUUAUUAUGAUUAUUGGUAUUAUUGUUUUCAGUAUCACUCAUUGUCAGUUUUGUUGUCAUCAUCAUUUUCGUUAUCAUUACUGGUAUUACCAGUAGUUAUUUUCAUUAUCAUUAUCAUAACCAUUGUUAUUGUCAUUAUUAUCAUCAGGCAUUGUCAUCGUCAUUUUUAUUAUCACUAUUAGUUAUGUUAUUUUCAUCAUUAUUGUUAUAUCUAAGAUAGAAAAUAUGAAACACACCUUUUAAAAAGGGUUGGGGGGAAGGGUUGGAGGCGGGUGUUUUGGAAUAUUAUAUCACACCAGAAGUUGAGUGAAAAUGCACUCACACUUUUGAAGCGCUAAGUCAACCAAUCAAAUUCAAGAGCAUAGCCUUGACUUUAACUAACGUAUGGUGUUGUAUGAAAAGUUUCUCACUUGAUUGUAGGAAACGUUUGGGAAUUCUAUUCAAAAAAACGGAAAUUUUUGAUCCUAUAUUCUUUAAGUUAAAAGAAAUAUUCACAAAUAUGGACUGCAAAAAUUUGCCUAAACAUACUUGACCUUAAGAUGGAUGAAAAUCUAACUUUGGCGCCAGAUUUUUACAAGCACUGUAUUUCUCAUAAAACUUUUUUGCAAAGCGGAUAGAACUGAUCCAAAAUUUGCAGUUCUGAAAAUGAAUUAUAGUGUCUGUCAGAUAAGUGUCAUUGAAAGAGCAGUUUCAUUGGAAUGUCGAAAGUAAAUUGGGAUUGCAUUGAUUUUGUUCUAAUUUGCCCUGUGAUUGGUCUAGGAAACUCUUACCAUUCUCUCAACCAAUCAGACGCAACACUAAGACCAACCAGGACGUGUUAUCGCGCCCAAGUUAGUUUCGUUGGUUUUCUUUUUCCUUGAGUUUUCAUAGGCUCUUGAGGAUCUUUUCCUUCCUUCUGAUUGGCUUUUAAGAUAACUUUGGUUUUGAUUUUACGACACUCAAUUGAAAAGAGUUCAAUUAUGAUGGUAUCAGGGCCAAAGAGGAACACAACAAGAACAUUCUUUCGCAUGCUAAACCUUCAGAUAGAAGAAAUCUAACUUUGGGACUUGUUUCAGUAUUCUAUGAAUAUGUUGCUAAUCCAUAAAAUGCACAUCGAAAUGUUAUUUUUUUAAAGUUAGAUGGACUUUUGAAAUCGACUUUUGAUGUCAUUAAAUGAAAUGAUUAAAGCUUCAAACCAG